CGUUAAUCCUAUAAGAUCUCUGGGAGUCCUCUAUCCUGUUACUGGAAGUAUUUAUCGUCGCAUAAUGAGCAUUCAAGAUCCACCUGGGGUAUCUCAGGCGACAAUCACUACACCCGUUCCCGAGGAAUUAGGCAAUUCACAUCCCCCGCUCUCCAAGGGCAAAAAUAAGAAGAAGAAGAGAAAGAAGAAAGCAUCUACUCCAGUAGUGGGUGCAAUAGACCUGUCACCGGUUACUGAUUCCACUGAUGUGGCUACCCCGGAACCGGUGGGGCAAGAUGAACUUGACAUGAUCCAGUCGUUGCUUCUACUGGCGUUGAGAAAGACCGGGGAUGAAGGUGUGGAAAAUUCUGAGAAUCAUCUUGAUGAAACACUAAGUGAGAUUCAGGCAAUUGAAAUGUCCAAAGACGUCCUCAGUGCAGCUGAUGAGGUGGACGGGGUGGAAGACAAUGUCACCCUGAUUGCUGUGGUGAAGUCAGUUGAGGGGAUACAGACGAGCGACCAUUCCAAGGUGGAUGCAGAACAUCAGCUAGAUUCAGAGAAUUUAGAUCAUACAGGUACAGUAGGGUUUGGGUCUGUUGAUACAGCCAUUGUUCAUACAGUCCCUUUGGAAAGCAAAUCCACGGAUUGUCCUUCGAAAUCGUUAGAUGCCAAUUCUACUAGCGUUAUUAUGAAAACUUUGGAAGUCAAUUCUGCUGGUUCUCCACAAGGGAGCAUCGAUCCAACCUCUGAUGCUGGAAUGCGCACCCUAAUGGAUGAAGAAAAAGUACAAAAGUCCAAUGACGAUGUUGUCACUUUUAUUGACAAAGAUCACAUCCUCGACUCUUCUCUGAUAGAUCACAUCCUUAAUUCUUCUUUAAUAGAUCCCCUGGAUGUGUGUUCAAACCCCCGGGAUCCGCUUCCUGAGCCCUCCUCUAUCAUUGUGGAUGGAAACAAACCUCAUGCUCAGACAGAAAUAUCCAUUUCUGCUAACCUGAUAGUACCUGAAACACCCCCAGUUGACAAACAAAGCCCGGCAAGCCUUGUCACAGAAAUUACCGAAUUUGAGCCGCCUGUUUUAGAGCCCAUUUCUGGUCCUGUUCCUAUUGACCCGGCCAAGACCGAAGCGUCUGCUCAAUCAGACCCCACUGCCAGUCCCGCCCCACCAAACAUACCACCGUCGCUCGAUGAGAUCCCUGUCGAUGAGAUCCCUGUCGAUGAACCCCCUAUCGAAAGCUACUCUCUGACGCCAGGCCCAUACACUCUAACCCCCCUCAUCACCGAUAUGCCCUUUGACGGCUUAGAGCUGUACCCAACCUGCAUCGCCUCCUACAACCGCAGCAUCUACAUCGGCACCUCGAACGGCACAAUUCUCCAUUACUUCCCCGUCGACGAUGACGUGCCGUCCUAUUUAUUAGUCUCGCAGCAGAAAGUUUCCCAGUCGCGCUCCCGCUCGGUCAAGGAAAUAAUCAUCUUGCCGCACUUGGAAUUUGCCAUUGUGCUCAGCGGGGGCAUUGCCUCUGUGUUUCAGCUUCCAGAGCUCACCCCGGCCAACAUCGGCAGGGUCAAGGAUGUGGUGGACAUUAGCAUUGACACCUCCCUCUCGGACGUUUCGCCCUCCGUUGAACUUGCAGUUUUUACAAAGUCCAUGAUCCGCUUGAUCUCCGUCACCAAAAAAGGCUUGAAGCUCGUGAAAGACGUCACGUACCCCAACUCAUACAGAGGCGUGCGGUGUGCGCAAUACGCAAUCGUCGCCACCCCCUCGGACUACGACUUGAUCGACUUGGUGAAUGUGCAGAAAAUCCCGCUCUUUCCUGUUAGCUCCCCCGACGCACAGAUCAAGCCGAUAAUCCUCCCUGUCUCUUUCAGAUCUCAGACUGGAGAGUUUUUGCUCGUUUCAGGAGGACCAGACGUGGUAGACCUGGCAAUGGGAACCGUCGUCAACACCUAUGGCGACGUUACCAGAGGCACUAUCCCCUGGGAGAGGUUUCCAGGGUCUAUCGCGAUGGACUACCCCCACGUGUUGGCCGUCUUGGAUGGAAAGGAGGUGCGGGUCACGAGUUUGCACAACCAGGAAGUGGUCCAGCGAGUCACCUUUAAGGGACUAUCCGAUAAGCGGGGCUUGCGCGUUGCCAAUGUAUUACAUGCGUUUACCACCAACGGUUCUGGAGACCUGUUUCAGGAGGUUAGUUUGGUGGGGGAUUAUGCCCCGGGCGAGGUAACCAGCUCGGUAUCGUUUUCCAACACCCUUUUGUACCACAACAGCAAGGUGUUUUUGGUCCAAGCCAUUCCCAGACUUCUGCGGAUUUUACGGCAUAUACAGCACCCGGAGCUGGUGGAAGUUAACGCUUUGCUAGAUGAACUCAAAGGCGUCGAUAAAACAACCACCGAAGGGGCAAGCGAACACCGGUUCAUCAGUCUUGUGAUCGGGUUUGUGGUGCUUCUCCAGGGUAAGUUUGACGAGGCAUACGAAAUCUGGAUUCUUGGCUUGGAUGAGAUAAUGCCCUUGGACCCUCGGUUGUUGAUCUACGUCUCCCAGACGGCGGAGGUGGAGAUUUACGGUGCCUUGCUGGUUCCACGGUGUUUAGUGAUGUUGGUAGAUAAGCUAGUGGAUAAGAUGGCCCAAACUGAGGGGUUUAGAGAUUUCUACAAACUCCAUUUGUGGCAGCUGCUUGAGAAGCGCUCUGACACCUCUAUGAAGUUUUCCUACCAAUCAGAUAUCUCCAAAACAUUGGAAGUGGCAGCAAUUGACCUUCUAUUGACGUCCGAUAAUGAUUCCGAGCUCCUCUCGUUUGUGAACGAAAAAGUCGUGAAAUGUCAAUACACAGAGAUUGCGAGCCGUUUAGAGAGCAAGAAAAAGUACUAUGUUUUAUCUCAGUUCUACAAAUCAAACGGCUUUCCGACAGAGUUUCUUGAGCUCUGGCGGCGCUUGAUUACCGGUGAGACCCACGACACGAUGUUCAAAGCCGCUGGUGCUCUCGCGGUAAUGAAGGACUACAUUGUGGAGCAUGUCGCGGAUGAAGCGAGCUUCUGGGAGUUUGCGCCAUGGCUCUUGCAUCAAAACCCGAACAUUGGUUAUUCGUUGUUUGUGGAUAAACACCUCAGGGUUCUACUCCGGCCCGAUACGGUGUUAUCCCACUUGAUAACAGCACUGGAGAAGGGUUUGCGUCUCAGAUAUCUCUUGCACUUGGAGGAGACUGGAGUCGACUAUGUCGGCGAGUUGUGUCUAGAGUUGGCUGAAAGUCUUGCCGACGAGCUCGACCUGGGUCAGCGUGUUUCUGCCUUUAUUGAAACCUACCAGAAGGUGGAAAAGCACCGGAUACCGUACUUGCAAUAUGUCAAGUUGGAAAGCCAGCGGUCGAUCAAGCAGAGCCACCUAGGCGACUUUUUUGACCACCACCAGCGGUUAUAUUCGUUGAUUCCUCGGUUUGUUGCUUCUGAGGGGUAUGGUGAACGAGGCGAAAAGUUGCGGAGUCUAUUGGCCUCCUACUUACCGGCACUCGCCUAUCCCUUGGCCAAUAUGUCGCUCCAAGACCAAAACUUUGAGCAAGUAUUGGAAUACCUCUUUGCAUUGGGAGACUACGAAACCUGUGAAUGGUAUGUUGCCAGGGGCUCUCUUCCGCAGCUCAGAUUUUCAAGCGACGACCCCAACCAGUUGGACUUUGUCAACGUUUUACAGACUAUCGAUAGCGGAUACUCCAUUCUUAACAUGUCUGACAUGUUGACCCGGGGUUUGAUUGACGUUACAAGGGCGAAGCAGAAUAGUGUGUUGCAAAAGAAUUUGGCCAGAGCUGAAAUGAUAAAGUACCGCGAGCUCGGCAACGUGUUGCGUGGAUUUGCUGAGGAGAAGGAAUAAAGGACUGUUGCUGCUAGAAGAUAUUAGACUAAACUCGCACGAGGUCCAGGAAGUGCCUUCCAGGAAAGCAUACGAAUUUGAAUGAUAGCAUACGAGUUUAAUAGUAAGCGGUCCUUAGUUGUAAUGGAAUUAUAACUAGUGAGUGUCUUCAAUUGGAAAAUA
This is a messenger RNA of Babjeviella inositovora NRRL Y-12698, 3994 nucleotides long. RefSeq names its product CORVET complex subunit. Gene Ontology annotation, cellular component: cytoplasm; fungal-type vacuole membrane. The record is from RefSeq and is a predicted model, not a curated record. The transcript is spliced from 2 exons. Gene Ontology annotation, biological process: endosomal vesicle fusion; autophagy; vesicle-mediated transport. Lineage: Eukaryota; Fungi; Ascomycota; Pichiomycetes; Serinales. The coding region runs from base 65 to 3832 and encodes 1255 amino acids.